UCCCUACGGGCCAUCUCAUUGGUAAUUGAGGCAUUCGGGCUUUAGAGUCAUCCUUCGGACUCUGGGACGCGUUGGUGAUUGUCUUUUCACGAACCAGGAAACACGGGGCAUGUUACGCAGUCCGUGCGCUAAUUGGUCACACACUUUGCAAGUUCCAAGCGGCGGAAGAAGAGCAGUCCUUCCUUCUCCGGGCGCUGAUUGGACCUCUGAGUUGCUUACGUUACCGCAGAAGGCGGGGCCUUCCUAAUAAAUCCUGAAAGCCGGGGCAGAGGCUGCAGUAACUUUAGCUGCAGUUUAUCAUUAGUUCUCAGUGAAGAGGUGGAGACUGCGAGUCAGGUCCUGCAGGACGUCGUCGCAGUCGCAGCAUCUAGUGCUUGCUGCCUCCGCUGCAGCCCCGGAGUAGGAGACGGACCCCUUCACGCCCUUUCCACCAGAGAGAUGUCUGCUCCAGCGCAGCCACCUACACCAGGAGCCCCAGAAGGGGGUGCCCCAGGGGGAGGUCCACCUCCCAAUACAACUAGUAACAGGCGGCUGCAGCAAACACAGGCACAGGUGGAGGAGGUGGUAGAUAUCAUUCGUGUGAAUGUGGACAAGGUCCUGCAAAGGGAUGAGAAACUGUCUGAAUUGGAUGACCGUGCAGAUGCCUUGCAGGCAGGAGCAUCACAAUUUGAGAGCAGUGCUGCCAAGCUAAAGAGGAAGUACUGGUGGAAAAAUUGUAAGAUGAUGAUCAUGCUGGGAGCCAUUUGUGCCAUCAUCGUGGUAAUUAUUGUAAGUAAGUAUCCGUUGAAAUCGCUGAUAGGGGUGAACAGGUGGGAAAGCCCCAGAAUCUUCUCCCUUGCCUGCCUGGGGAACUGGAGGUGCUCUGGGUGAGGUAUGGAUUGGACUGUCUCCUUUUGUGGGACAGAAAACCUGGCCUGGUGGGGUUGAGGUGGAGGGACCAACAGAUGGGACAGAGGCACCUCUUGGUGCUGGGCAAGCCCUUCCUCAGUGAGAUUUUGGAGGGGGGCCAAUUCUUUUGUGUUUGGAGGAAGAGGGGCAUUGGUGCUACUGUCAGAGGGAAACACUGGGGACAGGUCAUCUGUGCCUGAUGGACUUGAAUGUCUAGAAACUUGGUUAACUUGCCCUCUUGUUUUCUUCUGUCUCUUUCUAUCUGUGCCUUCCUGAUUCCUGUCUGCAGUCUAUUUUUUUACUUAAUGUACCACCCCUCCUUCAUUCCUUGCCCCCUUCAGAACUCAUACCCCUUUCCCACUGUUCACUCCCCCAGCAGACCCAGUCCAUCCACCUUGUCCUUACCCAGGCUCAUUCAUUUCCUCUUCUUUAGUUGCUUUGGUUUGUACUUAAAUCCCCCCACACUGGACAUGCUGCUCUUGGGGUGGCUGCAUUCUUACUCCACAAACCACAGGUAGCCAGUGUUUGGCCCCUCCCCUUCAGAAAACACCCGUGCCCAAACCACAGGAUGUGGAGUGGAGGUCAAGGGAGAAGCAGGUCAGCCAAGAUCAGGUCCAGAGGAGUCUGCCCAGUGGGAAUAGGGAGUGCAGGGACCUUGGCAACCCAGUAGGAGGAUUGGUGAGAAGGUAGGGAAAUGGCAGUUUCUUCGCAGCCACCCUCACCUCGCCUCCUACUCAGCCUCUUAAUAGGCUCUGUUAGCAGGUGGGAGAACCUUGGCCUGAGUAAGGACCAUCCUGGGCCAUCAGAAAUCACAGUACUGAUUUUGGUAGUACAGCAGUAUAGCUUUAUUUGGAAAGAUAUUUUGGAUGUCCGGGUCAAGGACAUAGAGGGUCUGAUCAUUAUUUUUAUAACUAAGUACAGUAUUCACAAGCCUAGAAGAGGUUGAAUUAUAUCCACUCCCAGUGUGUUCCUGGUAUGCAGUGUUUUUAGAAGGAUUUCCCUCCCUCCUGUGCUGCUGCUGCCGCCGCUGCCUUUAGUCUGGCCCAGGAUCUGCCAGUGCUUCUGGUGCUGCCAUUCUGUUUACCACAGAACUGGUGGGUUUGGACACUUUUCCCUUUGACUUAGAAAACAUUGGGGCACUGUUUUGCGCAUUGUCUGCUCCCCAUUUAGAGGUGGUACCAGAGGCUGGUAAGAUGUCAGGUCAACUCUUAGACAAAUCUACUAGUGUGUGAGGGGACCCAAAAAUAUCCUUUGCAAUCAGAAUUUGGGACUGUUGGUUAAUCUUAGUCAAUGUAAAGAUACUGAAAAAAUGUGCCCUGGGAACUUAGCUGAGGGUAAGGUGAGAUAAGGGACCUCAUUCAAGAGUAACAAGUCAAUCAAUUAGCAUUUAUUAAGUAUCUCCUGUGUGCCAGGCACUGUGCUAAGAACUGGGGGUACAAAGAAAGGGCAAAAACAGUCCCUGUUUCCUCAAGGAGUGCAUUUUCUAAUGGGGAAGCCAAUAGAUAAACAACUAAGUAUCUAUAUGAUCUAUACAGAAUAGCUUGAAGAUAGUCUCAGAGGGAAGGCACUGGGGUGGGAGCUGAGAGGGGAGGAGGAAUAGGGAGGAGUAGGAGGGGGUGGAUAAGGAGGAUCAGAAUAAAGAAGGUCACCAAAGUUUGGCUGGGAUAAAGCAUCCUUGUUAUAGUGGAUGGUUUAUUUCUCCUUUCCCUUUGAUGGCAGGAAGGUGGAAGUUUGGGAACUGGAGAUCCCUGAUACCUUUGGGAAAGUCCUUUCUCAGCUCUGCCCCAUUGCCAUACCAAAGACAGGGAUGUAGUGAUAGUCCCAGCCUGGAACCAAGACUAUAAGAUUUUUCAGGGAAGUCCUUUGUAGAUGCUAGACCAGUGUCUUCCUUUUGUGGGUGACUGUUGUAGCUAUUAGCUCUAUGGCUGUGUUGACGUUUAGAUUUUCUUCCUCGAGAGCCAUCACUUUGCCACCCUACCUACCAUUCAGUACCUUUUCUCUCCAAGUCCACUGGCCCCUUCAUGCUAAUUUUAACUCUCUUCUUUCCUUCUGUAGUGCUUGGGUUUAUUGGCCCAGACAGGGGGAUCAUAACUGUGGCUAGUUUUCUAACAUACCAUAGGGAUUUCCUUCUAGCUUUAAGACAGGAUGCCAAAUGAGACUCCUCCUGGGUAGGUACAACAGUGACCUCUUCUCCCGCCCCUAUAUAUAGUCAAGCAAAGGGAGUAUAGGGCGUGGGGCUGCAUGUUCACCUUCCAUGCACCACCAUUUUAUUUGCAAAA
Messenger RNA from Vombatus ursinus (common wombat), 3167 nucleotides. It is a transcript of the gene VAMP1, whose product is annotated as vesicle associated membrane protein 1. The transcript has 5 exons. NCBI's taxonomy places the organism in Eukaryota, Metazoa, Chordata, Mammalia, Diprotodontia, Vombatidae. Gene Ontology annotation, biological process: SNARE complex assembly; vesicle fusion; vesicle-mediated transport. The coding region runs from base 439 to 870 and encodes 143 amino acids. Gene Ontology annotation, molecular function: SNAP receptor activity; syntaxin binding. The record is from RefSeq and is a predicted model, not a curated record. Gene Ontology annotation, cellular component: plasma membrane; SNARE complex.